GACAGUUUUGACCGAGAGUAACCCUGUCUCUUCAGCGCUCUAUAGCCUGUGCUAUAAAAGCUGCUUGAGGUUAAAAACACCACUUUUCACAGACGGCGUGAAGUGAUCAGUACGUUGGAAAGAACCAGAUUUUACGAAUAUUCUUUUCUUUAAGGGUUUGACAUUUAUAUGUAAAGCAUAAACGUUACAGCUGUAGGAAAAGCUGGUGAUCAAAAACAUAUCCCUGCUGCGUGGUGGAGCUGUGAAGAAACAUGUCUGCCUUCACUCAGCUGGGGCUGCUACUAUGGAAAAACUUUGUGUAUAGAAGAAGGCAAACACUUCAGUUGCUAAUUGAGAUAGCAUGGCCACUGUUUCUGUUCUUCAUAUUGAUCUCAGUGAGGAUGUCGUAUCCCCCAUAUGAACAACAUGAGUGUCACUUUCCUAACAAGGCCUUGCCCUCAGCGGGGACUCUGCCAUGGGUUCAGGGUAUCAUCUGCAAUGCUAACAAUCCAUGCUUUCGGUACCCAACACCAGGUGAAGCACCUGGAGUUGUAGGAAACUUCAAUGAAUCAAUCAUCUCACGCCUGUUUUCUGAUGCAAAGAAGAUCCUACUAUACAGUCAGAAUGACAAAAGCCUUGGUGGAUUCAGAAGUCUUAUUAAAGCACUGAAGAACUUGCAGAACACAAGCUCAGGAUUUAAACUGAAAGAUUUUCUCAUUGAAAAUGAGACCUUGUCAACAUUUCUUCGGGAAAAUGCUUCAUUUCCGGAGUUUGCAGUGAAAGAAAUACUGGAUGCAGAUGUAAACCUGGAAAAGGUGCUCACAAGAGGCUUUGGUGUGCGUCUGAAGGACCUUUGCAAUGUAACGAAAUUGGCAGACUUUGUCACCAUAUCUGAUAGCAGAGUGUCUUCAGUCUCUGAACACAUCAUCUGCACAUCAUCUAAAGAAUGGCUGAAUCGCGCAGAAAGACUUUUUCUUGCAAACCUAGAUUUUGUAAAACCCAUACGGAAAAAAGUGAAGUCUGACCCUCAUUCCAUCCAGCUGGUAUCGGAAGCCACAGAAAACCUCUUAGAGAGUCUGGGAACCCUGGUAGUUGAGCUGUCCAGCAUGAAGAGCUGGAAUGACAUGAGGAAUGAGAUCCUAUUCCUGACCGAGAACGGCAGUGGAUCUCCAAGCGAGAUGUACCAGGCUGUGUCCAGGAUUGUCUGUGGUCACCCAGAAGGAGGUGGACUCAAGAUCAAGUCAAUGAACUGGUACGAGGACAACAACUACAAAGCACUGUUUGGGGGAAACAGCACAGAAGAUGAGACUUCUUUUUAUGACAACUCAACCACUCCUUACUGCAAUAAUAUGAUGAACAAUUUUGAAUCCAGCCCAGUCUCUAGAAUGAUCUGGAGAGCACUGAAGCCUCUGCUCAUUGGUAAAAUUCUCUACACUCCAGAUACUCCAGCCACACAAAGAAUCAUUCAUGAGGUUAACAAGACAUUUCAGGAACUGGGUGUGUUUCGAGAUCUUGGCGGCAUGUGGGACGAGAUUAAGCCAAAGGUCUGGAAAUUCAUGGAAAGCAGCCAGGAGAUGGAUCUCGUUCGGACUCUUCUCCAGAACAAUGCAAGUUCAAGUUUCUUGGAUGCACAGUUAAGCGGAACUGGCUGGUCUGUGAAAGCGAUUUCCAGUUUCUUAUCAGCGCGCACUGAAGAUUCUCAGAAAACUAGUUCAGUGUACACAUGGAGGGAUGUUUUCAAUGAGACUGACCAUGCUAUUCUAACUAUAUCACGCUUCAUGGAGUGUGUGAAUUUGGAUAAACUGGAGCCUGUUCCCACUGAGGAGAGAUUAAUAAACACAUCAAUGAAGCUGCUUGAUGAAAGAAGAUUUUGGGCUGGAAUUGUAUUUCCUGGAAUAGAAUCGAACAGUAGCGACUUGCCUCUGCAUGUAGAUUACAAGAUCCGAAUGGACAUUGACAAUGUGGAGAGAACCAACAAGAUUAAAGAUGGGUACUGGGACCCUGGUCCGAGGGCAGAUCCCUUUGAAGACAUGCGCUAUAUCUGGGGCGGAUUUACUUACCUUCAGGAUGUGAUCGAACAGGGCAUCAUCCGAGCUGUUACAGGCACUGAGAAGAAAACUGGAGUUUAUAUACAGCAGAUGCCUUACCCAUGUUAUGUGGAUGACAUGUUUUUGCGAGUGAUGAGUCGCUCUCUGCCCCUGUUCAUGACAUUGGCUUGGAUCUACUCAGUGGCUAUCAUUAUCAAAGGCAUCGUCUAUGAGAAGGAAGCCCGUCUGAAGGAGACAAUGAGGAUUAUGGGACUGGACAACAGCAUGCUGUGGCUGAGCUGGUUCAUCAGCAGCUUGAUUCCUCUCCUUAUCAGUGCCUCAUUUUUGGUCUUAAUACUCAAGAAAGGAAACCUGUUGCCCUAUAGUGACCCGAGUGUAGUUUUUGUGUUUCUUGCCACCUUUGCUGUCGUGACCAUAAUGCAAUGCUUCUUGAUAAGCACCAUUUUCUCGAGGGCAAACCUGGCUGCGGCUUGUGGAGGCAUCAUCUACUUCACUCUCUACCUUCCGUACGUGCUGUGUGUAGCCUGGCAGGAUUAUGUGGGCUUUACUGUGAAAGUCAUAGCUAGUUUGUUAUCACCAGUGGCGUUUGGGUUUGGCUGUGAGUAUUUUGCGCUCUUUGAAGAGCAGGGGGUUGGGAUUCAGUGGAACAAUCUCCUCUCCAGCCCUAUAGAGGAAGACAACUACAACCUCACUACCUCCAUAUACAUCAUGUUUUUCGAUGCUUUUCUUUAUGGAGUGAUGACCUGGUACAUUGAAACUGUCUUCCCAGGCCAGUAUGGGAUUCCCAGACCAUGGUAUUUUCCAUUUACCAAGUCAUACUGGUUUGGUGAUACACAGCAGAAAAUGCCAGAACAUAUAUCGACCAGAAAAGAAAACUCUGAAGUUUGCAUUGAGGAAGAGCCAGCACAUCUUGAACUUGGAGUAUUCGUUGAGGACUUGGUUAAAAUCUAUCAAGAUGGGAAGAAGGUUGCUGUUGAUGGACUUACUCUCGGUUUCUACGAAGGGCAGAUCACUUCGUUUCUGGGGCACAAUGGAGCUGGCAAAACCACCACUAUGUCAAUCUUGACUGGCUUGUUCCCGCCUACAUCCGGUACGGCCUACAUUCUGGGAAAAGAUAUCCGCUCUGACCUCAGCACAAUCAGACAAAAUCUCGGAGUGUGUCCUCAGCACAAUGUUCUUUUUGACCAGCUGACUGUUGAGGAACACAUUUGGUUCUACGCCCGGCUGAAAGGACUGUCUGAAGUGGAGGUCAAAGCAGAGAUGGAACAGAUUCUAUUGGACGUAGGCCUGCCAAACAAACGGAAAGCAAAAACAAGCCAGCUCUCUGGUGGUAUGCAACGGAAACUAUCAGUUGCCCUGGCCUUUGUUGGAGGGUCAAAGGUCGUUAUUCUAGACGAACCUACAGCUGGAGUAGACCCUUACUCCCGCAGAGGAAUCUGGGAUCUGCUUCUAAAAUAUCGCCAUGGCCGCACGAUCAUCCUUUCAACACACCACAUGGACGAAGCAGAUAUUCUUGGCGACAGAAUAGCCAUUAUUUCUCAUGGGAAGCUGUGCUGUGUUGGGUCAUCACUCUAUCUGAAGAAUCAACUGGGAACAGGCUAUUACUUGACCCUGGUCAAAAAAGAUGUGGAGCCAUCCCUGAGUUCAUGCAGAAACAGCAGCAGCACAGUAUCGUUCAUUAAAAAGGACGACAGUGUUUCCCAAAGCAGUUCUGAUGCUGGACUUGGUAGCGACCAUGAAAGUGACACAACCACUGUAGAUGUGUCUCUCAUCUCAAACGUCAUUCUGAAGCAUGUUCCGAAGGCUCGAAUGGUUGAAGAUUUUGGACACGAGCUGACUUACGUUUUACCAUAUGAAUCUGCUAAGGAUGGUGCUUUUGUUGAGCUGUUCCACGAAAUUGAUGACAGACUGUCAGACCUGGGCAUUUCCAGCUAUGGAGUCUCAGACACCACGCUGGAGGAGAUUUUCCUUAAAGUGGCUAAAGACAGUGGAGUUGAUGUAGAAAUUUCAGAUGGCACCAUCCCUGCACGGAGAAACAGGAGACAUGCUUUUGGGGACAGACAAAGCUGCCUGAGACCAUUCACUGAGGAUGAUGUCUUUGAUUUAAAUGAUUCUGAUCUUGAUCCAGAGUCGAGAGAGACAGACCUGCUAAGCGGAAUGGAUGGGAAAGGCUCAUUCAAGGUGAAAGGCUGGAGUCUUAUCAGGCAGCAGUUUGUUGCUUUACUCUGGAAAAGAUUUUUGCAUGCAAGGCGCUCCAGGAAGGGAUUCUUUGCUCAGAUUGUGUUACCAGCUGUGUUUGUGUGCAUUGCUCUGGUGUUCAGCCUGAUCAUCCCUCCUUUUGGAAAAUACCCAAGCCUGGAACUGCAGCCAUGGAUGUAUGGUGAGCAGUACACUUUCAUAAGCAAUGAUGCCCCUGAGGAUGCUCACAUACAGAAAUUAUUUGGAGCUCUAACCAGCAAGCCUGGUUUUGGUACUCGCUGUAUGAGUGGAGACCCUAUUCUUGAUACCCCGUGCAUGACUGACAAUGGUGAUUGGACCAUGCCCGAAGUACCGCAGAGUGUCAUGGACAUUUUUUUAAAUGGAAACUGGACGAUGGAAAACCCGUCUCCACCUUGUGAAUGUAGCAAGGAUGACAAAAAGAAAAUGCUCCCUGAAUGCCCUGCUGGAGCUGGUGGGCUGCCUCCCCCUCAGAUUACUCGUGGUACCACAGACAUUCUUCAGAACCUUACAGGCAGAAAUAUAUCUGACUAUCUGGUGAAAACAUACGCUGAGAUCAUUGGGAAAAGUCUGAAGAACAAGAUUUGGGUCAAUGAAUUUAGGUACGGUGGAUUCUCAUUGGGUGCUAGAAGUUUACAAGUCCUUCCUCCUGGCGAGGAACUCACCGAUGCCAUAAUUCAAAUCAGAAAGAUCUUCAGCAUAGAGCAGGGGAAAGCUGGAGAUCGGUUUAUGAGCAGCUUAUCAGGCUUCAUUAAAGGGCUGGAUACCAAAGAUAAUGUCAAGAUUUGGUUUAAUAACAAAGGAUGGCAUGGAGUCGGGGCCUUCCUGAAUGUGAUGAACAAUGGUAUUCUUCGUGCCAGUUUACCAGAGGGAAAAGAUCCCAGUUUGUAUGGAAUCAGCGCCUUUAAUCACCCUCUGAACCUCACCAAAGAACAGCUUUCUCAAGUUGCACUGAUCACAACCUCAGUGGAUGUUUUGGUCUCUAUCUGUGUGAUUUUUGCCAUGUCGUUUGUACCGGCCAGUUUUGUAGUGUACCUCAUUCAAGAGAGAGUUAGCAAGUCCAAGCACAUGCAGUUCAUCAGUGGGGUCAGACCCGGCCUCUACUGGCUUGCAAACUUCAUCUGGGAUAUGUGCAACUAUAUAGUGCCAGCUACUCUCGUCAUCAUCAUUUUUGUCUGUUUUCAACAAAAGUCAUAUGUUUCUGCUGCCAACCUUCCUGUUCUGGCUCUGCUCCUGCUGCUGUAUGGGUGGUCCAUUACUCCUUUGAUGUACCCUGCAUCGUUCCUCUUUAAAAUCCCCAGUACUGCUUAUGUUGUACUCACCAGUGUUAACCUGUUCAUUGGAAUCAAUGGCAGUGUUGCAACCUUCGUUCUUGACCUUUUUGGCAAUGACAGUCACAACUCGAUUAAUGAUAUUCUGAAGUCCGUAUUCCUAAUCUUUCCUCACUUUUGUCUGGGACGAGGUCUUAUCGACAUGGUGAAGAAUCAGGCAAUGGCCGAUGCUUUGGAAAGAUUCGGUGAAAACCGCUUUAGGUCGCCAUUCUCCUGGGAUUUGGUUGGAAGAAACCUCUUUGCUAUGGCAGUGCAGGGGGCUGUCUUCUUCUGCAUUACAGUACUAAUCCAGUACAGAUUCUGUAUUAAACCCAGACGGGUAUCAGCAAAACUUCCACCAAUACAUGAUGAAGAUGAAGACGUGGCCAAAGAGAGGCAGCGAAUACUGAGCGGUGGGGGGCAGAGUGACAUUCUGGAACUCAAAGAGCUGACCAAGGUAUACAGGAUGAAGCGCAAGCCAGCAGUCGACAGACUCUGUGUUGGAAUUCCCCCAGGAGAGUGCUUCGGAUUGCUUGGUGUGAAUGGCGCUGGAAAAACAACCACCUUCCAAAUGCUGACUGGAGACACAGACGUCACUGGCGGGGAAGCUUUUCUUAACGGAAAGAGCGUCCUGUCAGAGAUUCAUGAUGCCCACCAGAACAUGGGUUACUGCCCUCAGUUUGAUGCCAUUAAUGAGCUGCUGACUGGAAGAGAACACCUGGAAUUGUAUGCCAUUUUACGUGGGGUUCCUGAAGAAGAAGUUUGUAAGGUUGCUGAAUGGGGAGUUCGUAAACUGGGACUUGUGAAGUACAUGGACAAAGGAGCUGGGAAUUACAGUGGAGGGAACAAACGCAAGCUGUCCACUGCAAUGGCUCUGACCGGAGGCCCACCUGUAGUAUUCCUGGAUGAGCCAACCACAGGGAUGGACCCCAAGGCACGCAGAGCCCUAUGGAACUGUAUUCUUGGCAUUAUCAAAGAAGGAAGAUCUGUGGUGCUUACCUCACACAGUAUGGAGGAAUGUGAAGCACUUUGCACACGAAUGGCUAUCAUGGUAAAUGGCAGGUUCAGAUGCCUUGGCAGUGUGCAGCAUCUUAAAAACAGGUUUGGAGACGGCUACACAAUAAUUCUUCGAGUAGCAGGCCCAAAUCCUGACCUGAAGCCUGUCAUGGAGUUCAUUGAAUGUGAACUCCCUGGCAGUGUGCUGAAGGAGAAACAUCGAAACAUGCUUCAGUAUCAACUCCCAUCCUCGCUCUCCUCCCUGGGGCGGCUAUUCAGCAUCCUUUCCAAAAACAAGAGCCAACUCCGAAUAGAAGACUAUUCAGUAUCACAAACUACACUCGACCAAGUAUUUGUAAAUUUUGCGAAGGACCAAAGUGACGAAGACCACUCAAAGGACAAUACAGUUCACAAAAAAGAAGCUGUGAUAAAUAUUUCACUCCUUAAUUCCUUUUUGAAAAACGACAAGGUGAAAGAAAGCUAUGUGUGAUUUGAUUUUUUCAGACUGAAAUUGCAGUGGCAACAUAUUGAAAAGCAUGAAGGCUUUUUUUCGACUGUUCCAUGUUCAGGAGCAAAGGAAGGAAAACUGGACACUGUACUGAAACUAUUCAAUGCAAGUCAAUGCAAAAAUUCCACUUCUUAUUAUGAGGCAGUGCCUCAGAUUCCUGUUUAGUUUUGUUGGCAGGAAGUGGAAUAAAACUUGAAUAGAGUUAUGUCUUACAGUGUAACUUUAUACAUUGUGGAUGCUCAGCUCAGUUUGUUUUUGUUUCGUAUAUUUGCAAUGAUGACAUAUUUAUAUCUAGUCACCCACUGCCACUAAAAAAUGGUCAUUUAAGUCCUUCACAUUUUUACAAAGUGGCUUAUUGCACAGUAAUUGGUAGGCUGUGGGUUUCUCAAAAUUGUCUUGGUAUUUUUUUUUUUUUAAUAUAUAUAUAUAUUUAUACAGAAGUGCAUUUUGAUGACCAAUGUAGCAUUACAGUUACAAACAUACUGUAAACCUACACUUUCAACAAGGGGCUGCAGAAAUCCCUUCAGAUUUAUUUCCAACGGCUUUGAUGGUGCAGUAAUAAUUGUCCGUGAUUGUACUACCUGUAUCUGUUACGCAGUGGGGUCAUUUUUUUGUACAUGUAUUCUUUGUAUUCUAUGUGUUUCAUAAAAUGUGACAUCAGAAAGAAUACUGUAACAGGGGCUCCCAAGUGGCGCAUCCAGUAAAAGCACUCGCUAGUGUGCAGGAUGCGCUCUAUAGCCUGGACGUCGCCGGUUCGAGUCCAGGCUAUUCCACAGCCGACCGUGGACGGGGGCUCCCAGGGGGCGGCGCUCAAUUGGCCGAGCGUCGUCCGGGGGGAGGGAGGGUUAGGUCGGCCAGGGUGUCCUCGGCUCACCGCCCACCAGCGACCCCUGUAGUCUGGCCGGGCGCCUGCGGGCUUGCCUGUAAGCUGCCCAGAGCUGCGUUGUCCUCCGACGCUGUAGCUCUGAGGCGGCUGCACGGUGAGUUCGCAGUGUGUAAAGAAGCGGGCGGCUGACGGCACACGCUUCGGAGGACAGCGUGUGUUCAUCUUCGCCCCUCCCGUGUCAGCGCAGGGGUGGUAGCGGUGAGCUGAGCCUAAAAAUAAUUGGGCAUUUCAAAUUGGGGAGAAAAUAAUAAAAACUAAUUGGCAACGACUAAAUUUAAAAAAAAAAAAAAAAAAAAAAAAAAGAAAGAAAGAAUACUGUAAUACCAAUCAGUAAAAACAUAACAGGAUACAAUCAGAACAGUUAAUGUCUUCAGAACAGGACAGAGCAGAUAUCAUCAGUUUCACAAGGGCCUUGACCAUCAAGAUGCCUGACAUUGUGUUUAUGUUAUAAACUGUUAUAUAAAAAUAAAGCUGGCCUAGCAUUCCUUGUAAAUGGCCAGUCACUAUGCCCCAUUCCACUAUUUAAUACACAUGUUGCUUUUCCUUUAGAUUACAUUUCAGAGUUAUUCUUCAACUCUCCAUAUAUUGUGGUUCUUUAGUGUACAUUAAUUUAUGCAGUGCUUAUGCCAAUGUUGCUGCUGAAGAUGAAACAGUAACCACUUGUCUGAUAAUGUGAUCGACCCAAGAUAAACUGUUCUUUAUUAUUUCAUUUGUAGAAAACAACAUUGUUGCAUCUCUAAAACUUUUUUACUAGAUUGUUGGAAUAUAUAUAUAUAUAUAUAUAUAUAUAUAUAUAUAUAUAUACCAUUUCUAGGGACUAGACUAACUACAGUAUGAGAAAGCAGUUUUGUAGCUUUGUCGUCAUUGUUGGUCCUCCAAUGCAAGCACUUUAUACUGUAUUUCUUGGGAUCUCUUUUUUUUUUUUUUUUGGAUCUCUGCAGACUUUAUAAGAUAUACCCAAACUUUUAAGCUCUGUCCUACUAUGGUCAUUUUUAAGUUAAGUCCUCCUAUGGUCUUUUUUUUAAUAUCAAUAACUGUUUAUGGAAAGUAUUACGAAAGACUGUAUGGGAAUAUCAGUGUUACUUGUCAUAUAAAGUACUUAUUUACAAAAUAAAACUUGACACAUUUUCA
This is a messenger RNA of Acipenser ruthenus (sterlet), 9075 nucleotides long. Its product is annotated as phospholipid-transporting ATPase ABCA1-like. Bases 252 to 7040 code for a protein of 2262 amino acids. NCBI's taxonomy places the organism in Eukaryota, Metazoa, Chordata, Actinopteri, Acipenseriformes, Acipenseridae. Gene Ontology annotation, molecular function: ATP hydrolysis activity; ATP binding; lipid carrier activity. Gene Ontology annotation, cellular component: intracellular membrane-bounded organelle; membrane. Gene Ontology annotation, biological process: lipid transport; transmembrane transport. The transcript has 50 exons. The record is from RefSeq and is a predicted model, not a curated record.